This is a messenger RNA of Lactuca virosa, 1424 nucleotides long. NCBI's taxonomy places the organism in Eukaryota, Viridiplantae, Streptophyta, Magnoliopsida, Asterales, Asteraceae. The record is from the annotation of a GenBank genome assembly.
CGCACCCACUUCCAUCUUGUUAAAAAUUGAAUCUCCGGCGAUCAUGGGCGGCACAACCACUUCCCCCACGGCGGACGCUACUCCCGUUAACGACUCCGAAUCACCAACGCUCCCACUCCUCUCAGAACCCAACACCAAAAUCCCCGAAGACUCGUACCAUUUAGCCUACAUAAUCUACUUCAUCCUUGGCACCGGUUACUUGAUUCCAUGGAACGCAUUCAUCACAGCCGUCGAUUACUUCUCAUAUCUCUACCCCGACGCCUCCGUCGACCGUGUUUUCGCCGUCGUUUACAUGGUUGUAGGCCUCAUAUCUCUCCUCGUCAUCAUCUUCUACGCAGACAAAUCUCAUUCCUUCGUCAGGAUUAACGUAGGUCUCGGUCUGUUUGUUGUAUCGUUGCUUGUCGUCCCUGUGAUGGAUGUAACGUAUAUCAAGGGUCAGGUCGGGGUUUACGGCGGGUUUUACGUUUCUGUGGCGGCGGUGGCGUUGGCUGGUCUCGCCGAUGCGUUGGUUCAAGGCGGAGUGAUUGGAGCCGCCGGUGAAAUGCCGGAGAGGUAUAUGCAAGCUGUCGUUGCUGGAACUGCUGCUUCAGGGGUUCUCAUAUCGAUUCUAAGAAUCUUCACGAAAGCAGUAUACUCACAAGACGCUCAAGGGCUACGAAAAAGCGCAAAUCUCUACUUCUUAGUCAGCAUAAUCGUAAUGAUCAUAUGCAUCGUUUUACAUAACAUAGCUCACAGACUCCCUGUCAUCAAACACUACAACGAGAUAAAAAUCCAAGCUGUAAACACCGAGAAGGAAGAAAAAGGCGCCGUUACCGGAGCACGGGAAAUCAUGGGAGCAGUAAAAUGGUACGGAAUCGGCGUCAUCAUCCUCUACGUUGUAACUUUAGCUAUAUUUCCCGGGUAUAUUACAGAAGAUGUUCAUUCCGAAAUCCUCAAAGAUUGGUAUCCGAUCAUUCUUAUUGCUGCUUUCAACGUGUUUGACCUAAUCGGGAAAUGUUUGACUGCGAUUUAUGUGGUGGAGAAUGCUAAGGUGGCUAUCGGUGCUUCAUUUGCUCGGCUUUUAUUUUUUCCGGUGUACUUGGCUUGUUUACAUGGUCCGAUGGUUCUUCGGACUGAGAUUCCGGUGACAAUUGUGACUUGUCUUCUAGGGCUUACUAAUGGCUACUUGACUAGCUGUUUGCUGAUGUUGGGUCCUAAAACGGUGCCGCUUCAACAUGCUGAGACAGCCGGGACUGUGCUUGUGUUGUUCUUGGUUUUGGGUCUGGCUAGUGGUUCGGUGGUUAGUUGGUUUUGGGUCAUUUGAUUGGUGGGUUUCAACUUUGGAAAUAUGUGUAAUCGGAUUGAAAUUGAUAAGAUAUGUAGAUAUACCUUUUCUCUUCGUUCUUCUCAUUGGCUCUAAAUUCGGGGCAGUUUCUUUAAAUGUA